ACCCCCUCCAUGCGCAUACCAGAGACAGGGAAAAACGGAUUCUUGAGUGAAUCAAAGACAUUUAGCACGACUGGAUUUCGGGUCAGUCGCUUCCGAUCCGUCUGACGAACAGAUGAGUUUUGACAACAUUUCUCUCGCUUCGCUUUUGCUGUAAACUUUGGGACAGGGGUGCGCUCAAGGGGGAUGGAGCGCGCAGUCCCGGGAUCAUGUUACAGUCCCAGACUUUUCAAGCAAGGCAAGAUUUUUUUCUCUCCAUCAGAAAAGUGGGGGAUGGUGAAGGCACUCUUGACUUUCUUCUAACUUUUUAGAGUAGAAAAACGCAAAGGUAAAUAGUGCGUUUUAAACAACUGCUGCGCAGGUUUUGUGCGAUGAAUGGCUUUCCGACAUCAUGCGGGAAAGAGAGAAAGCCUAGGAAACUUUGGGACAGGACGCUAAGGAAUUUCUUUGAACGAAAAGGAAAGGUUCGAUGAAUAAUCUAGGAAUUAUCCGCGCUUUGGCGACUUGUUGUUAGUUUGAAAUCCUUCAGCGCCUUACGCGCUUUACGCACAAUUGGAAAAAGUUUUUGGGAAACAUUUGAUGAAACGUUGUUACAUUGUUGCGCCUCCAAGAUGUCCUCCAAUCGCCUAUGUCCCAUUGUUGGAGGCUUUUGGAUGCUUUGGAUCUGGGCAGUCAGCUUCUUUACGGCACGGGCUGUUAUCUUAGACACAAAUGAAUCGAUAUUCAACGACUACUGUGAGAAAACGACAACUUGCGAAGUGCUAAAAUACAAUACAUGUCUGGGUUCACCUUUGCCUUAUACGCACACGUCUCUGGUUCUGGCUGAGGACUCAGAAACUCAAGAGGAAGCCUUUGAGAAAUUGGCCAUGUGGUCUGGCCUGAGAAACGCUCCUCGCUGUUGGGCUGUGAUUCAGCCUUUGCUGUGUGCCGUGUACAUGCCGAAGUGCGAGAACGGAAAGGUCGAACUGCCCAGCCAACACCUGUGCCAAGCUACACGCACACCGUGCAGUAUUGUUGAGCAGGAACGAGGCUGGCCUAACUUUCUCAAGUGUGAAUUCAAGGACAAAUUUCCUAAGGGUUGCCAGAAUGAGGUUAAUAAGAUCAAGUUCAAUACAUCCGGACAGUGUGAGGCUCCUUUGGUCAAAACUGAUAUCCAAGCAAGCUGGUACAAGGAUGUGGAAGGCUGUGGGAUCCAGUGUAACAAUCCCCUGUUCACAGAGGGGGAGCACUCUGACAUGCACAGCUACAUCGCUAUAUUUGGCUCCAUCACCCUCUUAUGCACCUUCUUUACUCUGGCCACAUUUCUUGCCGACUGGAAGAAUUCCAACCGCUACCCUGCUGUCAUCCUCUUUUACGUCAAUGCUUGUUUUUUCAUCGGAAGUAUUGGAUGGCUCGCUCAGUUUAUGGAUGGAGCUCGCAAAGAGAUUGUGUGCAAAAGUGACAACACCAUGCGGCUUGGAGAGCCAUCGUCCACCGAGACGCUAUCAUGUGUGAUCAUAUUCGUCAUUGUGUAUUAUUCUCUUAUGUCUGGGGUCAUUUGGUUUGUUAUGCUCACCUAUGCCUGGCACACAUCAUUCAAAGCCCUGGGUACCACCCAUCAGCCCUUGUUUGGAAAAACGUCCUAUUUCCACCUCAUCACAUGGUCCAUUCCCUUCAUACUGACUGUAGCCAUACUGGCCAUUGCAGAGGUGGAUGGAGAUUCGGUUAGUGGCAUUUGCUUUGUCGGCUAUAAGAACUAUAGAUACCGUGCUGGGUUUGUUUUGGCUCCCAUCGGAGUGGUCCUCGUUGUUGGCGGCUAUUUCCUAAUACGUGGGGUUAUGACGUUGUUCUCUAUUAAGAGUAACCAUCCUGGGCUACUGAGUGAAAAAGCUGCUAGUAAAAUCAACGAGACCAUGCUGAGGCUUGGUAUAUUUGGAUUCUUGGCCUUCGGUUUUGUUUUAAUCACGUUUGGCUGCCAUUUCUACGACUUUUUCAAUCAGGCUGAGUGGGAAAAAAGCUUCAGGGAAUAUGUCCUGUGUGAAGCUAAUGUCACUAUAGCUCACCAGACCAAAAAGCCGAUCCCAGAGUGUGCCAUCAAGAACAGGCCCAGUCUGCUUGUAGAAAAGAUCAACCUCUUCUCCAUGUUCGGCACAGGCAUCGUCAUGAGCACAUGGGUUUGGACCAAAGCGACCAUCCUUAUCUGGAAACGCACAUGGUGCAGAAUCAUUGGACGAAGUGAUGACGAGCCCAAACGCAUCAAGAAGAGUAAGAUGAUUGCCAAGGCGUUCUCGAAGCGGAAAGAGCUGCAGAAGGAUCCAGAGAAAGAGCUGUCCUUUAGCAUUCACACUGUCUCUCAUGAGGGACCUGUGGCCGGAAUCAACUUUGACCUCAAUGAGCCGUCGAUCGAAAUGUCUUCUGCAUGGGCCCAACAUGUAACAAAGAUGGUGGCUAGAAGAGGUGCAAUCUUACCGCAGGACAUCUCAGUGACGCCCACCGGAACCCCUGUUCCACCCCCAGAUGAGAGAAACAAGCUGUGGAUGGUCGAAGCUGAAAUAUCUCCCGAAAUGAUUAAAAGAAAGAAGAAAAAGAAAAAGCGUAGAAAGGAAAUGCAGCCAACAGAUACCGUAGCGAACGAAAGAAAUCCCAACUCCCAUAGACGGGAGUUUGGCUCCAGCGCUGUGCCGCGUCUUCCGAAGCUGCCAGGUCACCGGAGUCUGGUGGCUAACCUGUGGGAGCAGCAGCAGAGACAACAGCAAGAAGAGCAAGAUGUGCUUCCAGGGGCCUUCCCUGAAUUCCGUGCUUCAUGUCCUCUUCCGUACCAGGAGAGGUACGGUGGACUGGGAUACCAUCCCUCCAACCUGUGCAACAAACCCUCCAGCCUUCCCAUUGCCAAUCCCCUGACCCUUAGGAACGGCAUGCAGGAUGACUCGGGUCGCUUUCAGCAGUCGUCGUGGCAACCUAAAGGGGUUUUCCGUCACCAUGGGCAUGAGCCUUCUGUAAUGGAUGCUGGCAGGACUAAUGUUGUGCCACGAGGAGAUGGCAGGAGGGGUAUUCCAAUACACUCCAGAACCAAUCUUAUAGAGGCCGAGCUAAUGGAUGCAGACUCAGAUUUUUAAAGUACUUGGAGUUGGCGCUCAUUUUUGCUCACAGACAAAAACAUAGAGCAGAUGAUAGGUUAUAUCUAUGCUGGAUCCCCUAGAGAUGUCAUGCAGCCCAAUGAUUUGGUCUGAAGUGAGAUGAUUAAAAUGCAGACAUUUAUACAUUGAGCACAUUGAUAUGUGUUUCGACGCUGUUCCAGAGUGCCAUUAGGAGUAUUAUGACAUCAUUAACAGGUAUGUCAUGGUGCUUCAUGAAAGAAUGCCACACAAUUCCUAAUCUUGGUUUAAAGGGAAAGUGUGUGAAUUCUGCGGGCAAUCUCCAGUCAUUGGUUGAGCCAUCAUUGCUGUUUGGUGCUUCGUGUGGAGAAGAACACAAAGGUGAUGCAUCCUAUGCUGACCUGACAGACCCAGAGCCGUUGAAAACAGAGUGGCGACACACUUUGAUCUCGCCGCUGCGUCGUCACGUGGUUCAUGGAGCACUCAAUAGUUCAAAACAUCUGUGCUCUCAACCUUCUAGAAUGGGUUUAAGCGGCAUGAAAAUAUGCAUGAAUUUAACCUAAUAUAUUAGCACAUUGUGUACACUGAAUACUACGUUGACUUGGGGGGUGCGAUAUUGGCAAAAAAAGUGUUUCUAGAUAUUUUCUAGGAUUUUAUGAUAACGAUAAGCAGGCGAUAUUUUGCAUCCUAUAUAGUCUUAUUUUGUACUUGCUCCCUCUUACAGGUUACCAGGACAAUUAUUGUUGAUAUUAUUAAUAGAGAACGGGAAAGAUUUUCUCAUCAAAUCCUGUCAUCAUUCACUCAUUAUCAUGUCAACCUUUGACUAUAACUUGUGCAUGAUUUAAAAGUAACAUAUGUUUAAGAACAAUGUUAACACUGAACCCAAUUGACAUCCAUUGUAAGGACACAAAACCAUUGAGACAUUUCUCAAAAUAUCUUCUUUUGUGUUUCAUAGAACACAUGUUUCCAGCAAUAUAAGGUUAAUAAACGACGUAAGAAUAAAUUUUAUUUGAAUGAUGAUGAUAUUUUGAGUAAACUAUCUCUUUAAGGAAACUGUCUUUAAAUGGAAUCAUUCAAGUAGCAACACAACACAUCACGGGUGUUCGGUGAACUGUGCAGCAUACAAGCAAGAGGCACAAUGUAUGGAAAAGUAGCCCACCAAAAGCAAUCUUAUGUGGGAUGCUUAUGUUUUGGAUUAAGUUGAGAUGCUCUUUGCAAUUGACCAAAUUGCUAAGCGGACUGUGAAUGUGCACACGCAGCGUGUGACUACAGUAUCUGUGAACACUGUGCUGUUUUUAGUGAAGCUUAAUAAAUGUGUGACGUACUGGAUAAUAUGAUUAUUAAAACAAGAUGUAAAACAAGAAGACACGAGUUACUUCUGCAUUCCAUUCUUCCAACGGACGUCAAUGCGAGUGUCGUAACUCUGUUUUACAACGGCUCUGGACGGACCAUGACUUUUUCUCAAACGUAUUGCAGAUGGACGAACCACCCACCUAAACAAAACAGAAACUGUUCAUGACCGUUUUAAAUGUUGCCACAGUUUUCUAGAGCUGAAGUAAGGGAACUGACAAAUUUCAUUAGGGAUAAAAGAGUUUAUUCAAAGCUAUUAUUUUUACUUAAAAGAAAUUGCCUGGUGCAAUACAAACUAGUCCGCCUUUCCUUCUUUCAUUCAAAGAAGACAAUAUAAAGGGCAUUGUUUUUUUCAUAAAAAAUAUAUGAGUUGAUUGUAUGGUAGCUGAAAAUGUCAAUGGUUACGUCAGAUUCCAUUUACAUUUAUUACUGUACAUCGAUAUUAAAAAUAUUAUUUUUGUACUUUGUUUUUUCCACCUGUUUUAUGUUAUUUCAUAUUGUACAUAUUUUACAUAACAUAUAUUUGUUUUUCACAACCAAUGGGCUGAUUUUGACAAGUUUCACAUUCAGAUUUUUUGUGCAUUUGAGUGUAGGUGUUAAGCUCAUUAACACUUUUAUCAUUUAUGCCGUCUUAGUUUUGGUAAGCUUUUUGUUAAUAUAAGUGGCAGUAUUGACAAAAAAUGCAGCGGUGCAGCGUGUUAUUGACUAAUUGAAGUUUAAAGAAAGUGUUUGUGCUGUUUGACUGUUGAUGUUUUCCCUCAUUGCUGAUGCUUUUGUUUCCUCAUAAAAAUAUGUCUGUACGUGUGUGUGUGUGUGUGCGCGUGUGUGUGUGUGUGUGUGUGUGUGAGAGAGAGAGUCUCAUUCCAAUGUAAAUAUUGUAGUUUUGACACACCUUUAAUUAAAAAUUGUAUUAAAACUGAGUAAAAAGAUAAAACAUUGCAGAGUUAUUUCCAUGCAGUUUCCAAAAGGCUUUGCCACCUAAAAAGGAAUGAAUUUAAUUUCAUGUCACCAAGAGUAUAUAUUUUUAUGUGUAGAGAAACAUGGUACAUCUGUGCUCCAUGCUGCUUAAGAUGAUGCCGGUUUUCACAAAUGUAUUCAGAUCUAAAUGUAAAAAGCCGAGUCUUGGCCCUUAAAUCAAUUCAUAGCUGUCAUGGUUUUGAAAGAGUGUCAUAUUUUGUACUUAGUUUAUACAAUAAACACAU
Messenger RNA from Triplophysa dalaica, 5623 nucleotides. It is a transcript of the gene smo, whose product is annotated as smoothened, frizzled class receptor. Gene Ontology annotation, molecular function: transmembrane signaling receptor activity; patched binding. The transcript is spliced from 12 exons. The record is from RefSeq and is a predicted model, not a curated record. Gene Ontology annotation, biological process: smoothened signaling pathway; commissural neuron axon guidance; positive regulation of smoothened signaling pathway. Gene Ontology annotation, cellular component: dendrite; cilium; plasma membrane. Bases 609 to 3092 code for a protein of 827 amino acids. Lineage: Eukaryota; Metazoa; Chordata; Actinopteri; Cypriniformes; Nemacheilidae.